UGGUCCCACCAACUGUCAACGCGACUUCCGCUCUUUUCCUACCCAACUCGCGGAGCAAAAUGCAGCAGAAGCGCAGAGAACCCGUGCAGGCCGUCCAGGUCUUCGGACGCAAGAAAACCGCCACCGCCGUGGCCUACUGCAAGCGUGGCAACGGUCUCCUGAGGGUGAACGGACGUCCCCUGGAUCAGAUUGAACCCAAGGUUCUGCAAUACAAACUGCAGGAGCCUCUCCUGUUGCUCGGCAAGGAGAAAUUCGCCGGCGUGGACAUCCGUGUGCGCGUCAACGGUGGUGGUCAUGUAGCCCAGAUCUACGCCAUCCGCCAGGCUAUUUCCAAGGCCCUCGUUGCCUUCUACCAGAAGUAUGUCGAUGAGGCCUCCAAGAAGGAGAUCAAGGACAUUCUGGUGCAGUACGACAGAACCCUGCUGGUCGGCGAUCCGCGUCGCUGCGAGCCCAAGAAGUUCGGCGGUCCAGGUGCCCGUGCCCGCUACCAGAAGUCGUACCGUUAAACUACUCUGUCUGGUUUUCAAUUUGGAUUAGAGAUAUUUUUUACAAUUUGAAAAUGGUUUGCACGCAAGUGCGAAUAAAAACGGAAUAAUUAACUGUA
This is a messenger RNA of Drosophila bipectinata, 604 nucleotides long. It is a transcript of the gene RpS16, whose product is annotated as ribosomal protein S16. The record is from RefSeq and is a predicted model, not a curated record. Gene Ontology annotation, molecular function: RNA binding; structural constituent of ribosome. NCBI's taxonomy places the organism in Eukaryota, Metazoa, Arthropoda, Insecta, Diptera, Drosophilidae. Gene Ontology annotation, cellular component: ribosome; cytosolic small ribosomal subunit. Gene Ontology annotation, biological process: translation; maturation of SSU-rRNA from tricistronic rRNA transcript (SSU-rRNA, 5.8S rRNA, LSU-rRNA).